Messenger RNA from Tinamus guttatus (white-throated tinamou), 4206 nucleotides. The record is from RefSeq and is a predicted model, not a curated record. Lineage: Eukaryota; Metazoa; Chordata; Aves; Tinamiformes; Tinamidae.
UGGGACGCCGAGAGGCUGGCGCCGCUGGCCGAGCACGCGCUGCACCAGAACACAAUCUCUGCAUUGCACUGGUCGCCUCUUGUGAAAGAUCUGGUUGUAUCCGGUGAUGAGAAAGGCGUAAUUGUCUGUUACUGGUAUAACAGAAAUGACAGCCAGCAAUUCUUCCCAGAGCCUCGGACGAUUUUUUGCCUCACUUGUUCUCCUCAUGAUGAAAACCUGGUGGCCAUUGGCUACAAGGAUGGCAUGUGUCUGGCCUGGUGCCCUGUGCCUGGUGAGGAAAGGUUACCUGCUUGGCAAGAUGAGCUCCAAGAAGAAAGUGAAGUUCCAAAUGGGGAUUCGACACAAGAUACAGCCAUGAAGAAAGGUUGUUACCUUGCUUCAGGAAGCAAAGAUCAGACCAUACGAAUAUGGAGCUGUACUAGAGGCAGGAGUGUAAUGACUUUGAAGUUGCCACCCACGAAGCGAAGAGGUGGAGCUGUGGAUCCUGCUGUUAAAGAGCGCAUUUGGCUGACUGUUCACUGGCCUUGUGGCCGUUCCAAAGAAAUUGUAUCCAGCUGUUUUGGGGGAGAAUUAGUACUGUGGGAUUUGACCCAAACCGGGAAACGCAAGUGGACGCUUUUAGGAUCUUCAGAGGGACAGAAUCACUCACGAAUUGUGUUCAAUCUGUGUUCCAUGAAAAUUCAAGACAAAGAGCUACUUUUUUCCAUUUCAAUGGACAGAGAUGUGAAGUGUUGGGACCUAUCCACUCUUGAUUGUAGCUGGACAAUGCCCUCGCUUGGGGGAUUUGUCUAUAGUCUUGCCUUCUCCCCUGUGGACACAGGCUGUCUUGCCAUCGGUGUUGGGGACAGCAUGAUACGGGUGUGGAAUACUUUGUCCAUGAGCAAUAGCUACGAUGUUAAAACAUUCUGGCAAAGCAUAAAGUCCAAGGUUACAGCGUUAUCCUGGCAUCCAACCAAAGAAGGCUGCUUAGCUUUUGGAACCGAUGAUGGAAAAGUUGGCAUAUUUGACACCCUCUCCAGCAGCACUAAAAAUAAGCCACCUCAGAUCUCCAGUACUUACCACAAGAAGACUGUAUACACAUUAGCCUGGGGCCCUCCAACUCCUCCUCUAUCUCUUGGAGAAGGUGAACAGCCCUCUGUAACCCUAUAUAGCUGUGCUGGUGAAGGUAUUGUUUUUCAACACAACCCUUGGAAGCUUAGUGGAGAAGCAAAUGACAUCAACAAAGUCAUCAGAGACACUAAUUCAAUCAAGCACAAACUGCCUGCACAUACCGAGAUCAGCUGGAAACCAGAUGGCAAACUCUUGGCUCUUGGUAAUGAAGAUGGCUCAAUUGAAAUAUUCCAAGCUCCAAACCUGAAAUUGCUCUGCACUAUCCAGCAGCAUCAUAAACUGAUAAAUGCUAUUCGUUGGCAUCAUGAACAUGGGAGCCAGCCAGAGCUGAGUUACUUGAUAGCUUCAGGCUCAGUUAAUGCUACUAUUUACGUGCAUAAUCUGAAGAGCAUUGUAGAGAGCUCUUCAGAAACUCCUCUAACAAUAACAGAGCCUUUUCGAACUCUAGCAGGGCACACAGCUAAAAUCACAAGUCUUUCUUGGAGCCCCCACCAUGAGGCACGAUUGGUGUCUGCUUGCUAUGAUGGCACUGCUCAGGUAUGGGAUGUUAUGAAAGAAGAGCCACUCUGCAACUACCGAGGGCACCGGAGCCGGCUACUCUGUGUCCAGUGGUCACCAGUGGAUUCAGAUUCUGUUUACACAGGAGGUGAUGAUUUUUCUGUUCACAAAUGGCUCAUCUCAAAGCAGGAGCACACGCGGCCUCCUCAGGGCAAGAAGAGCAUAGAAUUAGAGAAGAAAAGAAGUAUGCAACCCAAAGCCAAAACAAAGAAGAAGAAAAAGCCUAUAGGAAAGAAUACAUCCAAACAAGAUCUGAGUGACACCAUGAAUGGAGAUGAAAGCAUGAAGGAAAUUUUACCAGAAGAAAAUGGAGUUUCAGACCAUGAAGGAGAAAAAGAAGCUCAGGAGGUGGAGUUACCUGAUAAAGUGUCCACGAUAGAGUCCAAGGAUACCUCUUCUGAUUAUUUUUCAAUUGGCUUGACAAAGCCUUUAGUGAUCCAGAAAGUCAACCUAGUGAAAAAGGAUCAGCCUAAAGAGAAAACAGGUCCUGAUUCCUCUCUGAAGAAAAGGAAGCCUCGCUCAGUUUUGCCCUUCACCACAUCCAUGGAUCACAGAUCAAAAGAGGAACUGCAUCAGGACUGCUUGAAGCUUGCUACAUGUCUGAAAUCUCAAGGCCAUACUGAGGGUUUGUCCUCUGACCUCGAGGAUCACGUCCACUUGGGGCUGUUUGCAGACAGGGCGUCUCUGCACAAGAUGAUGGAUAUGGAAGGAAAAUACCACUUGGAGAAUGGGCAUCCAGAGCUAUUUCAACAGCUCAUGUUGUGGAAAGGAGAUCUGAAGGGCAUCCUCCAGGCAGCUGCUGAGCGGGGAGAGCUGACAGACCAACUAGUAGCAAUUUCACCCAUGGUUGGAUAUCAGGCUUGGGUGUGGACAGUAGAAGCCUUUGCAAAGCAGCUGUGUUUCCAGGAGCAGUAUGUGAAGGCUGCUUCCCACCUCCUGUCCAUCCAUAAGGUUUACGAGGCUGUUGAGCUCCUGAAAGUGAACCACUUCUACAGGGAAGCUAUUGUAAUUGCUAAGGCCAGGCUGCGUCCAGAAGAUCCAGUCCUGAAGGAUCUCUACACCAGCUGGGCAGCUCUUCUAGAGAAAGAUGGUCAUUAUUCCAUGGCUGCCAAAUGCUAUUUAGGGGCUUCCUCACCCUAUGAUGCAGUCAAAGUGCUGGCAAAAAAGGGUGACGUGGCAUCCCUUAAAACUGCUGCUGAGCUGGCCGUGAUAUCUGGAGAGGAGGAGCUGUCAGCAACGUUGUCUUUCAGAUGUGCCCAAGAGCUGCUGUCAUCCAGGAACUGGGUGGGGGCUCAGGAAGUUCUUCAGCAACAGAAAACUUUAUUUGGACAAAGGCUUGUUUUCUGCCUUAAUGAAUUGCUCUGCAAACGUCUUAGUGAAGGAAAACCGUGUGAGCAGAAGGGCUCUUCAUCGCCCUGCUACCACAGCUGGGAGGUGAACAAGGAGGCCCCGUUUCUGGCCACGGUGGUGGCAGUCUGGCAGAGUGCACUGGGCCUGAGCACUGCUGAACAAGCCACGUGUGCCCGGGAGCAGCUGCGCAGCAUCCAGUACCCUCCUGCCACCAGCAACACACACCCCAAGCAGCUGCUUUUCCACAUCUCCCACGACGUGACCCUCGCGUUCCUGAGCUCCCAGACUGCUGCAUGGGAUGAGGCAGUGAGAAGCCUGCUCGGAGCUGUGACCCGCAGUUACGACGCUGGUGAUUUCACUCUGAUGCAAGAGAUCUGCAGCCUCCUCCUCCCUGAAGGCUGUGAUACCCUGAGGCAGAAACUGGACGGCGCAGAUUCCCAGAGCAUGGAUGCUUGCAGAAGUUUAGAGGCCUUCGUGGCUUAUGGGCUCCUGUAUGACCUGUGGUGGAAUCCACCCAAAGAGCUGCAGAAGGCUGUGCUGGCUCCGAGCGAGAACACCGCUCUGGAACCGAGCUGCAUUUCAAGCUCUUCCCCUGAAGAAACUGCUGAUCAAGGUGCAGUUGAGACAGGUGAAAAUCUUCACCCUCCAGCUGAACUUCCUAGGUGCGAGAUAGAAGACGACUCGAGAGCUAGCUCAGUGGAUCUGGAACAGAGACAGUCAAAACUGAGCGGCUGCAAAGUGCUCCUCUCAGGAGCGAUGGCUUCUUUGCAGAGUACCCAGAGAGACAUAGCAGAGGGUCAGCAGACCCUCGCAGAGAUGAUCCACCAGCAUCAGAGGAACAAUCUCCAGGGAAGCACAACUGGAAGCACCCAGGAAAGCAGGGAGCAACCCAGCUCAGAGACCGAGUCAGACAAGCCCUGCUCUGACAGCAGCCAGAUGAAGUGUCAGACUGAAGCAAAGGAACCAAUUACACUCCCUGAGCUAACGAAACAGCUUCUAAAAGCAAACCAGAAGCUUGCAGAAUUCCCAGACAGUUUAAAGGCCUUCCCUUUCCCCGAUGUGCUGGAGUGCUGCCUGGUCCUCCUGCACCUGGGCCCCGAGUGUCCUGCGGAUCUGCACGGCCGGGCCCUGGCCCUGCUCGGGGAACACGGCGCCCACGCGAGGGCUGCCCGGAGGUUCCUGCUCUGA